AUGGAUAAUGAACAACCCCGGGAUCACAGUAAGGAAGAUGGAGGGGCAGAUACGGACGCCUACAACAAGCUAGAGGUCGUCAUCUCCCCGGACUGUAGUCACCGGCGCAAGUCGUCGUUAGUCAUGGCCAAUGAGUCCGGCAAGAUCCCGCAUUUGGACCGCCCCGACGAGAAAACCGCCUGCUUCGUGCAUUCCCUGAUCGCAGGGGAAUGGGUCGACCCGUCGGCGCAUGCACGAGAUGGACAGGACCGGACAGGCGACGACGACUUCAUCAUCGGCGACGGUGUGGAGGAAAACGACGUGAUAGUCACGGACACGGGCGAUGAGCGCACAAGGACCGCCCAAAAGGUGGUGCACUCGCGGCACCUGACGAAAAAGCAGCUUUCGGACAUGGCCUGGAACGUGCGCAAACUGUCCAAGAAGCUGGAUAGCAUCAAGCUCAAGCUCUCGGUAAAGAACGUCUUCCUGGUCACCAAGGCGGGAGACGAGACGGUUAUCGGCCACACGAGGGAUAUCGCGCGGUGGUUCCUUUCUAGUGACCGCGACACGAAAUAUAAUGUCUACGUGGAACAGCGAUUAGAGUCUGAACCGGAGUUUGCGGCGUCGAAAUUGCUGCAAGAGGAGCCCUCGGCGGAUGAUCGACUCAGGUAUUGGGAUACGGCCUUUGCGCAUGAGAAUGCCCAUUUGUUCGAUUUCGUCAUUACGCUGGGCGGAGAUGGGACGGUUCUAUAUACGAGUUGGUUAUUCCAGCACGUGGUGCCGCCGGUGCUCUCCUUUUCUCUGGGGUCGCUGGGCUUCCUGACCAAGUUCGACUUCAACCACCAUCAGAAGACCCUCGAAACUGCCCUCAAAGACGGCGUGGCCGUUAGCUUGAGACUCAGGUUUGAAUGCACGAUAAUGAGAAGCAACCCGCUUCCACAAGGGUCAGGCCAUGUCAAGCGCGACAUGGUGGAAGAGCUGAUCGGCGAAGAAACCGACGGCACGUUAACGCAUAAACCGGAUAAAGUUGUCCAGAUCCUGAACGAUGUCGUCCUCGACCGGGGGCCCAAUGCCACAAUGUCAUCUAUCGAGUUGUUUGGCGACGACGAGCACUUCACCACGCUCCUAGCAGACGGGGUCUGUGUAGCGACACCGACAGGUUCAACGGCAUACAAUCUGGCUGCUGGGGGCUCUCUUUGCCAUCCUGAUAACCCGGUCAUCCUCGUCACUGCUAUCUGCGCCCACACACUGUCUUUCCGACCGAUCAUUCUACCGGAUACGAUUGUCCUACGAAUGGGAGUGCCUUACGAUGCACGGACAAGUUCGUGGGCGAGUUUCGACGGACGAGAGAGAAUUGAACUACAUCCCGGUGACUACCUGACCGUUUCGGCAUCGCGAUAUCCAUUUGCGAAUGUUCUUCCGCAAAACCGACGCGGCAACGACUGGGUGCAAAGCAUCUCAAAGACACUAAACUGGAACUCUAGACAAAAGCAGAAGAGUACAAAGUAG
Messenger RNA from Aspergillus melleus, 1488 nucleotides. RefSeq names its product putative NAD+ kinase. The transcript has 5 exons. Gene Ontology annotation, molecular function: NAD+ kinase activity. Gene Ontology annotation, biological process: NADP+ biosynthetic process; NAD+ metabolic process. NCBI's taxonomy places the organism in Eukaryota, Fungi, Ascomycota, Eurotiomycetes, Eurotiales, Aspergillaceae. Bases 1 to 1488 code for a protein of 495 amino acids. The record is from RefSeq and is a predicted model, not a curated record.